Helianthus annuus (common sunflower) is the source of this 938-nucleotide messenger RNA. RefSeq lists its product as uncharacterized. NCBI's taxonomy places the organism in Eukaryota, Viridiplantae, Streptophyta, Magnoliopsida, Asterales, Asteraceae. The coding region runs from base 456 to 938 and encodes 160 amino acids. The record is from RefSeq and is a predicted model, not a curated record. The transcript has 6 exons.
AAAUGCAGGCUUUUGUUUUACAAAAAAACACUACUGCUUAUGAGCAUUUGCUGAAAGAAAAUCAGUGUUUAACUAUUCGCAAUCCUUCUCUUGGAGAAAACCGGCAGAAAGUGAAAUACGUUCAUAGUUCGUUCAAGAUAAAUCUAAAUGAGACCACCAUUGUCGAGGAAUCUGCCGAACCUGUUGGUGCUGAAUGGGGAUUUGAUUUUUCUCCAUUUGAGUCUGUUGUUGAAGACCCUGAUGAUGACGGCAAGUCAUUCAAAUGCCCUAUUGACGUUAUCGGUUUUGUGGUUAAGUGUCUUCCGUCAGAGGAUAAAACUGAAAAUAAUAACGGGAAAGAUGAGAAGAAGGCUACAUUUAUUCUGGAGGAUUUGCGACACCAGCAGAUUUACGUUACUCUAUGGGGGGUUUAUGCUGAUCAGAUUAUUGAAUUUCAAAGAAAACAUAAGGAUUAAAUGAAUGUUGUUGUCGUUGUUCAGUUUGGCAAGUACCGGUUUUGGGGAGGAAAUUUGUUUGUAUCCAAUUUGUAUACUGUAACUCGAGUGUUCAUAAACACUGAAAUUCCCGAGAUUUUGGAAUUUAAGAGAAGUUUCCUUGCUCAGCUUAAUACGUCAACCUCUUCCGGUUACUCUGGUUUGAGUUCCCCUGUUAUGAAGUCAAUGGCUGAGGAGUAUCUUUCUGAUAUUUCCUUUAGUACAAUUGGAGCACUAAGCGGAAUAUCAGAAGAAAAGUUUGUUAUUAUACUGGGAACAAUUAAAAGCUUUGCUUCAGAACACUCAUGGUUUUACAAUGCAUGUAAAACUUGCAACAAAAAGGUUAUUACCAACACUAUUUGCAAGGCCAAGGAAGAUGGUAGCGAAGGAUAUGAUGAAGUAACUGUCUUGGAAUGCCAAAAUGAUCGUUGCAAUAAAAGGACUGUUGUCUCUGUUCCCAGGUGA